Molecule: messenger RNA, 1751 nt
Organism: Pocillopora verrucosa
Lineage: Eukaryota; Metazoa; Cnidaria; Anthozoa; Scleractinia; Pocilloporidae
Product: fatty acid hydroxylase domain-containing protein 2-like
Biological process (GO): sterol biosynthetic process
Cellular component (GO): endoplasmic reticulum membrane
Molecular function (GO): iron ion binding; C-4 methylsterol oxidase activity
Source: RefSeq, a predicted model, not a curated record
CAGCGGAAAAGGAAAGUUAACUGUGCCAUUUCGGAUAGGUAUCUACUACUGAGGUUUAAGGAAAGGCCAGCUUUAAAAGUCGAGAAGCCUGAAAGUGAAGGAUGACAGAGGUAGAAGGCAGUCCAGUUAUGCCAGAAUGGGCCAAACCAAGAGAUAAGAAUGCUCCACCUUCGGACGGCAAGUCUGUGAUAGCUGCCUUAAAGAAAACAGCCUUUGUGGUCGGUACGGCUUUAAUUUGCUUUGCAGCAGCUAGAAACACCAUCACAUGGCAUGUGGAACGUGUUUGGGGAGCCUCUGGGGAUCUUUGGCAGGGAUGGUGGGCAAAAUUCCACUCAUUGUUUGGUGGAGAUCAAUUUUUACUUACUGUUGUAGGAACAAAUGUGGUGACAUUUGUUGUGUUUUGGUUAUUCAAUGCAUUUUAUUUGUUUGUGGAUCUUACUGGGUGGCCGAAGUGGGUUCUGCAGUAUAAAAUACAGGAUGGAACAAAUCAGCCGCUUGACCACAAAAAGCUCAUGCGUGCAGUGAAGUUGGUUUUAUUCAACCAGAUUGUAGUUGGUGGCCUUUUCUCUAUUGUUCUAUACCCUUUGUACACCUGGCGAGGCUGCCCCUUGGGUCCAGAAUUACCCACCUUCCAAUGGGUGCUGUUUGAAAUUGCAAUUUUCUCCUUGGUGGAAGAAGUUGGUUUCUACUACAGCCACAGACUUUUCCAUCAUCCUCGUAUUUACCGUUUUGUUCACAAGAUCCACCAUGAAUGGACAGCUCCAAUUGGUGUUGCGGCACUAUAUGCCCACCCUUUGGAGCAUCUUUGUUCGAACCUGUGUCCAAUCAUUCUUGGACCAUUGCUAAUGGGCUCCCACAUUGCUACGGCCUGGAUGUGGUUUGCUUUGGCAAUUAUGACCACAGUCAACACGCACAGUGGUUAUCACCUGCCAUUUAUGCCAUCACCAGAAGCUCAUGACUUCCAUCACCUCAAAUUUACUCAAAAUUAUGGAGUUCUUGGUGUUCUGGACCGCCUUCAUGGCACCGAUGUCAUGUUCAGAAACUCAAGAGUGUAUGAUAGGCACAUCAUGUUGCUAGGGUUAACUCCCUUAAAACAAACUUAUCCUGAUAAUCCUAAAAAGGGCUCACCAAACAAAAGCAAAUAAUAUAUUUUUCACUUAAAAUCUGUAUUGGCUGUAUGUAUAAUAAUGUACAUGGUGUGCAAGUAAUAUUAUAUAAAGAGAGGAUAUUUGGGCCAUGGUUACUGUACAGCUUGUUUUGGAGUGUUAUUUAUUUCAUUAUGACGUGUAUGCUUUUGAUGGCAUACUAUUGUAAAAUAUUAAUUUGAAUGGUUAAAAUUUGAAUUUAUGCAGGAUGGAUUUUUUCAACCAAUAGAGAGUUGUAUUAUUUUUUUUGGUAAAUAUGUUCUCAUUUUUAUGAGAAAUUGCAAAGUUUUUGCCUACCCUAACAGUGCUCUCCCACAUUUACGCACUACAGGUAAAGUAAAUUUUCAAUCCAGUAGAGCAAUCCUUUUACCCAUUGAAUUUUUAAGCAAUUUUAGAUGUUAAUGAAAGGGAACUACUGGCAAUAAAUUUUACUGGUUACUACCUGAAAAGGGAAACACUGGCCUAAGACAAGGUGCUUUUUAAACAAUGUUAGAGUGCAGUUUGGAUUUCAUUUUGUGUGAGGCAGGAUGUGAGGUAUGAGGUGACAGUAAAACUGUUGAGCCAUUGUGUAACUGUGUUUUGGGUGAAUAAAAGUGGUGUUCUUCA